Molecule: messenger RNA, 1125 nt
Organism: Aspergillus pseudoviridinutans
Lineage: Eukaryota; Fungi; Ascomycota; Eurotiomycetes; Eurotiales; Aspergillaceae
Exons: 5
Coding region: 1-1125 (374 amino acids)
Biological process (GO): positive regulation of transcription from RNA polymerase II promoter by galactose; DNA-templated transcription
Cellular component (GO): nucleus
Molecular function (GO): zinc ion binding; DNA-binding transcription factor activity, RNA polymerase II-specific; RNA polymerase II cis-regulatory region sequence-specific DNA binding
Source: RefSeq, a predicted model, not a curated record
AUGGAGCCGCCAUCCGAUCAACUAUCUCUCCAGGGGCCACCGGGCAAACGUCGCCGCGUGGCCCUGGCUUGCGAUGUAUGUCGCACGCGAAAGUCCAGGUGUGAUGGCGUUCGGCCCCAGUGUGGCAUGUGCAAAGACCUGGGGUUCGAAUGUGUCUAUACCCCGCCAGUCACCGCCACAAAUGUGAUCGUGCAGAAAGACUACCUCAAAGAUCUGGAGUCCCGGGUGAAGUCGCUCGAGAAAAACCUCACUACCAUGCGAUCGGACCUGUCGGGACUGGCGGCGCAAAUGACCAACAGAAGCCCGCCGAGCGAAGGCCAACUGGGACCCUGCCAUGAGCCCCUGGCCGACCUGGCGGGGCCCGAGGACCCCAUUGACGCCAUGGGCGCGGUAACCUUCGCGGAUGAGGAGGACUGCGGGUAUUUCGGCCCAUCCUCGAACAUCGCCUUUUUGCGGCACCUGUCUCGUGCAGUGUCGCACCGGGAAAGCAACCAAAAUGAAAUCAACACGCCUCGGAUCGAUCAAAUCGCCUAUGAUGGCGGCUUCGUCAGCGCCACCCGGCCGCCAUCGCCGUUGUCGGGCUCCACGCCCACGGCUGGGCUGGCCGGGCUCAUGACGAAUCCCACCUUGCCGUCGUCCGAGGAGACAUUACAGCUGAUUCGCCGCUAUUUUUACGAUACGGGAUUGCUCUUCCCGUACAUCCACCCCCCGACCUUUCUUGAGACAUACGACGAAUUCAAGAAUAAUGCCAAGAAAGUCCGCCGAACCUGGUUAGGCUUGCUGAGCAUCAUGCUGGCCAUGGCCAAGGUGACCGCCGUGUCCGGCCAUGCCCCGGCGGAAACGCGGAUUAAGGAGUCCACCGUUUACUAUCGGCAGGCAUUGAACCUGUGCCGGGGCGAAAUGCUACGAGGGACGACUCUGGAAGUCGUGCAGUAUCUCCUGCUCAUGGGCCAGUAUCUCCAGGGGACGCAGAAAUCCGUCCAGGCGUGGACCGUGCACGGACUCGCCGUCAAGGCAGCCCUGCAGCUCGGGCUACAUUCGAAAGAUGCCUCCCAGGCGUUCUCCCCUCUUGAGCGCGAGAUAAGAAAAAGAACAUGGUUUGGCUGUGUGGUACUGGAUCGGUAG